CUCACUCACUGGCACCGAGGAGAUCUGCUCUGUGGAGUCAUUGCUCGGUCGCUUUAUCCGCCACCGGUUGAAUGAGCUAUGGAGAACCGGUCAAAUACAGUUAAAGGAAUACGGAACUGUGAGGAUUAGGUUUUUGAAUGACACUUUAGACUGGUUCCCUGUUGUUGUUAGGGGUUGAUGCAGCGGAAUGACUUUGGUUUUCAUCCAGGAGCUGUUGGUGUGACAGUGUUAAUGUGUGUGGAGCUUGAUCAAUAGUUGAUGAGCAGCUCAGACUGACAUCAGCCUCUUUCUUGUUUUGCAUCAUCUCAACAUGUUUACUGGUACAAGAGGCUCAUGUCUGCUGUGUCAGGGAUGAUUGUGGAGCACACGGCAUGGAAAGGAACAUCGGAGACCAGCUCAAUAAAGCUUUUGAAGCUUAUCGCCAGGUCUCCAUCGAAAAGGACAAUGCUAAAAAGGAGCUGGAACAAAUGAGUGAAUAUUAUGAGCGAUACACUCUAAAACUUCAAAAGCAGAUAGAGGACCAGCAGCAGUUGAUUUCAAAACUUGAAGCUAAGUUAUCAGCAACAAGGCAACCAUCAGGAGAGAUGAAAUGUGAGCCUUGCAACCAUCUUCUUGAUGGGGCCAGCGCUUAUAAGAAAAUACCGUACCCGGAGAAUACGGGCACUGUUGCUUCUAGUAUGCCAGUCAACAGCAGCGUUGACUAUAAGGACAUGCUGGACGCGUUUGAAGCAAUUCAAGGGAAAUUCCGGCAGAUUCGCUCUCUUACCAGGAGACAAAAAGAUCACCUAAAAAGGUUCCAUGGAGGAAACGAUGCAUCACACGAUCAGCGGUUCUCCAUGCCCAUCCAGUGCACGGACCGUACAGCAGAGGCAGAGAGACCCUUUUCCUCAGCGCUAAGGUCAGCAGCGGAUAUCCCACUCCCGCCUAUGGCUCUGGCGUCUCGUGGCGCCAGCCCCGAGGACAGGGACAUAGAAGACUCUCUCACCAAACUCAGCGUCAAAUUCCCGCCGUCAGCGGACAGCGAAUAUGACUUUCUUAACAGUGCUCCGGAGAGACACAUUGGUUUGACCAUGCCCACGAAGCGGCCCCUCAGUAUCGUCCCCUCCAUAUUGACAGAAGAGGAGCCCGUGGAACUGCCCAUGCCUUUUGUCUACCCUCCAUCCCCCACCCUCUCAACAUCAUCUUCGCUCUCUCAGGAGAGCGUGCGGGGACCCCAGCAGCCCCUCUGGAGCCCUGAGCUGUGUGAUGCAGUUGACGUGGGGACAGAGCUGGCGACGCCUCAGAGCAGCAGUCCUGAUAAAUGUGCUUUCUGCUACGCUGUGGUUCCUCAGGACCGAAUGAACAGCCACCUCUACUCGCAUUUCUCUCCUAAGAAUGAAGCGGACAAAUGACAGUGAAGGCAGAGACUGACGGGCCGAGGGCCACAACUACUCCAAUACUUACUGUAUUCAUGGUCUAGUCCUGCCUGCCAUGAAGAACAUGCGCUGUACUGGAUUUGAAAUGACACUGCAAUAAGACUUGAAUCCAUUUAUUUAAUAAGGAAGAAUUGAAUGGUACAUUUCUCGCCCAUUAUAUUUUUCUAAUAUCACGCUGAGAUUUUACUCUAUUACAAGUGACAACGAUGCAUAACAUGGUAUAUAUAUAUAUAUAUAUAUAUAUAUGAGCAAAUAAAUCAGACAUUUACUCUUUACAUUUUUUAUCAUUUGAAUCAUUUUCAACAUGGAAACGUAAAAGGGUGGGGUUCUCUAAAAUGUAUCAAGACAUAAAGAUAUAAUGUGGACCAGAAAUGUAUUUAUUAACUUUCAUUCUGCAACAUCUUUAUACAUUAUUAUUUAAAAACAUAGUAUUAAUAACGUCGCAAUUUUUUCUUAAAAGAAACAUGUUUUGCUCCAUAAAUUUCAAAUAAUUUCUAUUUAAAUAAGACUUUUUAGUCAAAAUAAAACUUUUUAGAUUAACAGCAAGAUUUUAUACCUCAAAACAACAAUAUGUCACGUAUUAUAAAUGCCAACAAUAUUCAUCAAAUCACUCAAAUGUUUACGAUUUACAUGUUGAUUAGCACUAUUUUCACUAGCACUAUAUUACAUUGGUUCCUCCAUGUUGUGUACUUUAACCAGGAUAAUUUGAAACAGCUGUAUGUUAUUCUUGGUGCAGAGUUGGGAAUAGUACCAAUUUAGAAAUUAUUUUCAAAGCUGGUAUGCCAUGUAUUCAUUAAAAGUGUCUACACAGAUGGCAACACAUCACAUUAGGCACAAGCUCAUUGUUAAAUCGGAUUCCAAAUUACCUUGCUAUUUGUAUAGUUAUGUUUUUAAUUAGAUAAUAUUAUGUAUUUUGUAUUGACAGGCAAAUUUAUUUUAAUGGACAUUAUUUGACUUUUCUUAAAUCCUAUAAUGCUUUACAAAGUGUUUAAAUGAGACAUUCCAGGUGUGCCAGUUUCAAAUGUCAUAUAGGCUAAUAUUGAUCAAUUAAUUUGUUAUUAGUUAUGGAAAAAUAUGUCAGUUUCACAAAAUGUUAAAGAGACCGAACAGUGAAAUGCAGGUUAUUGUAAUUUGGGAAUGGAACAGAUGGUGUUUCAAUCACUAACAUAUUUUACAGUAUGUACACAACCUAACAUUUGACUAAACCUGAGUCCUUUCUAAACAGCAGCAUCAGCUUUUGACUUCCACACUAUUUAUUCACACCUUUGAAAACAAUUGCAGUGAUUUUCACCAUUCCGAGUGGCGAUGUUUGAAAAAAAAACGGGGACACUGUGUGUUUGAACACUACGUUGUGCAGAGAGGACCUUGCAGCCCUUCAGCUAUGGGCUGGUAACACUUGUGCUCGGUAGAUGAGCUGGUGUGAAGACCGCAAUCAAGCUUUAUUCCUCUCUCUGCAAGUGUUUGGUAUUAUAACUAUAUAUCACUUUCCAAAAUCAAAAUGUGCUUAAUAGACUGAUUGAUUUGUUAAAUCAACCUUAACUGAUUUUGCGCUGCCCAUUUCACUGUGUUUCAUAAAUAACUCAGAAAGGGAUGCAGUGAUGUAGUAAUGCUACCAACUAUUCCAAACUAGUGAGUCAUUAGACUAAGAUAAAGAAGCACUGCUAAAACA
Messenger RNA from Anoplopoma fimbria (sablefish), 3084 nucleotides. RefSeq names its product TRAF family member-associated NFKB activator (gene tank). Bases 372 to 1391 code for a protein of 339 amino acids. NCBI's taxonomy places the organism in Eukaryota, Metazoa, Chordata, Actinopteri, Perciformes, Anoplopomatidae. The transcript has 8 exons. The record is from RefSeq and is a predicted model, not a curated record. Gene Ontology annotation, biological process: canonical NF-kappaB signal transduction.